CGCGGAUCUCACUGUUGAGAGCAUCCAAAAUGCAAUGAAUCGCCUAUCUGGCAAUGUCUCACACAUGUCUGUACACAUUACGAACACACCCACCUACUUGAUAAAGACCUAAUUACACUUGCCCAGCAAUCGAUCAAUGAGCAUGGACACACACAACUCACACACACACACACACACUCACAACCUCAAUCAAAGCUCGUCUCUUAUUUUUGCCGCAUGCAAGACAUCUGCACACAUCGAGAGGCAGACCGACAUGUACACAGACAAAUUUAGAUGAGCGCGCUCAUCGUUUACCUCUGUAUAUCUUUGGCAAUGUCAGUGCCACCACACCAGCCGGCCACGCAAUCGAUGAGUUGGCAAUCUGCACACACACACGAUGGCCAUCCAUCCAUCCGUGUGUGUGUGUGUGUGUGUACGUCAAGGACGGCAUGCAUUUUGUGCUCAGGGGGCAGCCGCAACACACGAGUCAGCAGCAGCGAAAGGAAAUUCAGCCUGCACGUGGAUGCGCACACGCAGGGUGCGCACAUGUGUGUGUGUGUGCGUGUGUCCGUCGUUCACUCACCCGAAGCAAGCGGUCUCUGCCUUCUCCCUCUCUGCCUCAGGAUGGAUGCGUAUCGCCACCUCAUCCACUGACAGGUUCGCUAUGAUACACACACACACACAUUCACAUAUAUGCCCACACAUGUGAAUGCGUGUGUGUGUGUGAGUGGAGAGCGCCUUUGUGUGCAUUUUGUGUGUGCGUGUACCACAGAGCUGCUCGGCCAAUUGGUCAAAGUCGGCGAUGGUGAACAUGUUGCUGUCGUCCUUACGCACAUACUGAACACACCCACACCCACACUCAGAGAGAGGUGCACACUUGUAUGUGUGUGUGUGUGUGUAUGUGGAGGGACCUUGUUGAAGUAGUAGUAGUUCUCGACAGCGUAUAUCUCGGUGUGCGGGGGCAGCACAAAAGGCAGCGGAUCGAUCGACGAUAAGACGAAGUGAUCCACAUCCUACGGACACACACAGAUCGGUGGAUGGGUGCAAGAAUGUGUGUGUGUGUGCCGACUGCCGUCCCUCUCCCUCUCUCUCUCUCUGUGUGUGUGGUGUGGGUGUGUGUCCGUGAUGGCCGUGUACCUGUCUGCAAGUGUCGAAGUUCGGCUGCCCUUCUGCCGUGUAUGUCGACCCUGCACAUGCAGUCCACACACAUAUAUGUGUGUGUGGAUGCAUGUGUGUCCACGCACCCUGCACCAAAGUCAUGGAAGCGCCCCGCUGACCACACACAUACACACAUCCAUCCGUCCACAUGCAUUUUCGGGGAGGGAGGGAUCGGUCUGUGUGUCUGUCUGUCUGUCUGUCUAUGUGUGUGGGUGUGGUGUAUGGGUGGGUAUGUGUACCUGUAGGCAGGAGACGGUGUGUGAAUCAUUCUCUUGUUGUCUGCCCUUGGAGAGCGUAUGUACCUGCACACACACAUUGGUACAUUGACACACACACAUUGACACACACACACGCCUCCAUCCAUCCAUCCAUUUUGCGUGUGUACCAGGCCUUCGAGAGCGAGCUGCCUUCCCAGCCCGUCAUAGCUCUUGGAGUACAAGCUGUACACCGACCUGCACACACACACACACGUGCAUUCGUACCAUGGACCCACCCAUGCCUCCGUCUGCGUGGGCAUACAUACAUACAUACCCGCAGAAAUCGAGCUGUUCGGUCGCAGCUGACACCUACGCACACACAUACGAGAGAGGUGAUGGAUGGAUGGAUGGAUGGAUGGAUCCCAUCCCUCUGUGUGUGUGUGUGUGUGUGUGUGUGUGUACAUUUGUGUCGACUUCGACGACCACCUGGGCAGAGCCGCCGCCCACCUCCACCAACGCAGCACGGCUGCACCCAACCAAUGCACACACACACAUACACAUACAUACAUACAUACAUAGAUAUGCGCAGAUCGAUCGAUCGAUCGGUGUGUGUGUAUAUGUGUGAUCUGUGUACUUGGGCGCCUUCUCCUUCGUUGGCUGCUCGUCUGCCCGCCUACACACACACGUGUGUGUGUACCCCGUGUGUGUAUGUGUGUGUAUGGUGGGUGAGUGCGUAUGUGUACGUGUGUUUCUGCCUGAUGACGGUGAGGUCGCUGCCAAAGGUGCCCAGCAGCUGGUUGAGCACAAACCAUCCCAUGGCACCCUCCCUCUUGCCAUCCAUCAGCUCGGCCCACUCCUAAUCAAUCAAUCAAUGGAUGGAUGGAUAAUCGACACACACGUCAUGGAAUGGGUGGAUGGACAUUAUUUUGUGUGUAUUGGGGGUGGGGAUGGGUGACAGGUGGGGGCGUACUUACGUGUCGAAAGAGAAAGGGCCAUGACGAGAGAAUUGCCCGUAUGUGCGAAAGAAAGACGCCCUGUGUGUGGCAUAGCAACCACACAUGUGCAUCGAGAUAUUUCUCUCCCUCUCAGAUCGCCAUCCGUGUGUGUGUUUGUAUGUUUGUAUGUGUGUGUGUGUGGCACUUGGGUGUGUUCGUCCAUUGUGCGCAUGCCGGCGGUGCCCCUGAACACACACACACACACACACAGACGCACAGAAGGACACAAACCAAAUAUCCAUCCAUCCAUCCAUCCAUUUCCGCGCAGAUGAGCACUGUCGGAUCACCUGAAGAGCACGACGGUGGACGCGUGCAUCGCAUCGUCGAUGCUCUCCACACAGAAAGACCGCAAUCUUUACACCCACCCAGCCACACACACACACACACAUGCGCAGAGGGAGAGAGAGAGCCAGAAGGAGAGAAGGGAUGCACGCCGGUGCGCUAUCUACCCAUCGUCACUUACGGCUCCAGGUAUCUCUCUAUGACGUCAAGCGAUGGCUCAUCAACGAAAGAGGAGAGCCCCGGACGCACCUGCACACACACACACACACACACACACACAAAUAUAUAUAUCCAUCAACACGGAGCAACACGACACACACAGUCGGGGCAGCCACGUGGCCUCUUAUCCUAUCUAUCGACCUUUUUGCUGGUGUCGGGCAUCCACACAGUGACGCCCCCGGUGCUGCCGCACUUUGACGCGUCAUACGCUGCACACAUAAGUAAGGCACACGCACCCACAGACAGCCAGAGAUACAUACGUGCAGAGUGCAUGUCUUCCUCUGAUGUGCGUGGCUGGCUGGCUGACCGUAGGAGUAGAUGUGCGCCCUGGUGCCUGUGCUGCCGCCAUCUAUCACUAUCGCAUACCUACAGCCAAGCCAUGACACCCACAGAGAGAGAGAGGGAUUAGGUUUCAUGACUCAUUGUGUGUGUCUGGUCAAUGAGUUUCUGUACCUGUCUGAUGAUUCCUCUGCUGCUGCUGCCGCUCCUGCUGUCUGUGCGCAUAUUGCGCACACGAACAAUAAUGUCACCACACAAUGACACACAAACCGAGAACAGUGAAGCCACAUGCUCUGAGCACACACACACCCAGUCCCAUAGCCAGACAGGGAGAGAUCCAUUCAUGCGUGCGUGCGAUGGCCCAGGUCAGUUGCGUACCUAUGAUGGAUGUUUGUGAGGCAGAUCUAUCUCCACAACUCAUCCAUCGGCAUGUCCGGAUCAGCACAGGCAAGGCCUUAAGACCAACGCC
Vitrella brassicaformis is the source of this 3578-nucleotide messenger RNA. Lineage: Eukaryota; Vitrellaceae. The record is from the annotation of a GenBank genome assembly.